AUGAGGACGCCCCCUGGCGGGAACGGUGUGGGUUUCUUCCGGGACACCGAAGCACUACCAGACAACGGCGGGCGCAGUGCCGCGGCACCGACACUGACCGGCACGGCCUGGGACGCGGGCAGGACACAGCUGGGUCCCGCACCAACGGGAGACGGCGGAAAGCCCCGAGAGGAGCGGAGCCUUUGGGAGGCUGCACAACGGGGCCGGGCCGGACCAAGCCAGGCCAGACGACCCCUGGACCAAGAGCGAGGCGCAGCCAGGGUUGCCCGCAGCCAGGGCUGCCCGCAGCCAGGGCUGCCCGCAGCCAGGGUUGCCCGCAGCCAGGGCGCGGUAACUCGCUGGAGGCAGCCGAGCGCGGCCGCGGCGCCCCCGCUGACCCCGUGCGGGCCGUGUGACGCCGUCGGGGCGCGCCGGGGCCGGGCGGAAGUGGCGGUGCGGGCAGCGUCAUCUCGUCAUAGAUGGUCAGGUUGCGCCCACGGUUGCUGCGGCGGCACGUGGGGGCUGAGCUCUGCCGCGCCGGUCGCCGCCGCCGGUGAGUGUUACACCGCGGCUGCUGGGGAGUCCUCAAGGUCACCGCCCAGGACAGCCCCGCAGCGGUCUCUCCGGGCUCGGAACGCACGCUGAGGCUGUGCCGGGGCUCAUCUUGUCGCUGCCCGCCUCACCUUGUCUCCUGUCCACUCUGGCGGUACCGAAGCGCCGAGGAGCCGCGCCAGGAUGCCAGUGCUGGGGAGAUGACGGCCAAGACCCGCUGCUGUGGUGGCUGCCGGGGUUCGGCGUACCCCUGAGGCCAACGAGGUGGAUCCAAGGCAGGUGGCUGGGCAGGGGCAGCUCCGGUGGGGCAGCAGCAAGAGGAGACGCUCACCAUGGAGUUCACGGUGAUCGACUACAGCAUCUUUGCGCUGCUGCUGGUGCUGUCGUCGGCCAUCGGGCUCUUCUACGCGCUGACUGGGAACCGGCAGCGCACAGUGCAGGAGUUCUUGCUGGCCAACCGCAACAUGAGCUUCCUACCUGUCGCUCUUUCCCUGCUGGCCACCUUUCAGUCAGCUGUGGCUAUCCUGGGUGUGCCAGCUGAGAUCUAUCGCUUCGGUACCGAGUACUGGUUCCUGGGCUGCUCCUACUUUCUGGGGCUGCUCAUCCCAGCCCACAUCUUUAUCCCUGUCUUCUACCGCCUGCGCAUCACCAGCACUUAUGAGUACUUGGAGCUGCGCUUCAACAAGACGGUGCGGGUCUUUGGCACUGUCACCUUCAUCUUCCAGAUGGUUAUCUACAUGGGAGUGGUGCUCUAUGCACCUGCACUGGCCCUCAAUGCAGUGACAGGCUUUGACCUCUGGAGUGCAGUCCUGACCAUCGGGCUGGUUUGCACGCUCUACACCACGCUGGGUGGGCUGAAGGCUGUCAUCUGGACAGACGUCUUCCAGACGCUGGUGAUGUUUGCGGGGCAGCUGGCUGUUAUUGUGGUGGGUGCCCAGCGAGUGGGUGGCAUGGCCCGCGUCUGGCACCUGGCCGAGCAGGAGGGCAAGAUCUCUGGCAUUGACCUGGACCCUGACCCUUUUGAGCGUUACACCUUCUGGACCCUGGCGAUGGGAGGGGUCUUCAUGAUGCUGUCCCUCUACGGAGUGAACCAGGCACAGGUGCAGCGGUACCUCAGUGCCCGCAGCGAGUGGGAGGCCAAGCUCUCCUGCUAUGCCGUCUUCCCCUGCCAGCAGAUUGUGCUCUGCCUCAGCUGCCUCACUGGCCUGGUCAUGUUUGUCUACGACCGGGAGCACCCACUGACACCUGCCCAGCGCCCCAGCUCCUCUGACCAGCUGGUGCUGUACUUCGUGAUGGACGUGCUGCGGGACCUGCCUGGGCUGCCUGGGCUCUUCGUUGCCUGCCUCUUCAGUGGAUCCCUCAGCACCAUUUCCUCUGCUUUCAACUCGCUGGCCACGGUGACAAUGGAGGACCUGGUCCGGCCCUGCUGCCCUGGGCUGUCAGAGUCACGGGCCACGCUGCUCUCCAAGCUGCUGGCUCUUGGUUAUGGAUUGCUUUGUCUGGGGAUGGCCUACAUGUCCUCUAUGCUAGGCCCUGUGCUGCAGGCAGCCAUCAGCAUCUUCGGCAUGGUAGGGGGCCCUCUCCUGGGACUCUUUUGCCUGGGCAUGUUCUUUCCCUGUGCCAAUGCCACGGGUGCUGUUGUGGGGCUGCUGGCAGGCCUGGCCAUGGCCUUCUGGGUGGGCAUUGGCAGCCUGCUGCAGAGCAUGGGGUCGGCCAGGGAGCCCUCCCUACCCAACGGCACUGUGCUACCCAUUACUGGCAACCUCACCACUGUCCUUGCCACCACGCUGCUGACCCCCACGCUGGCUCCCCAGAGGCCCACGGGGCUACAGAAGUUCUACAACUUGUCCUACAUGUGGUACAGCGCCCACAAUUCCACCACUGUCAUUGUCGUGGGGCUUCUGGUCAGCCUGCUCACUGGCCCCACGCCAGCAGCAGCCGUGGACCCCCGCACCAUCUACCCAGUGCUGCCUCGUCUGCUCUGCUGUCUGCCCCGCAAGUACCGGCAGAAGCUCUGCUGUGGUGUGGCUUUCCCUGACCAGGAUGGUGACUGUACAGACACUGUGACAAAGAGCAAUGGGGUGCCCAAUGGCUUGGUGCCCCCUGGCUCCGGGCGUCGAGAGGAGGAGGAGGAGGGGCAGGGAUACAUCUGUAUGGCUGGAGCUCCAGUGUGUGCCGUGCAGGAGACCUCCUUUUGAGCUCCACAAUGCUGACCCUUCCCAAGUGUGGGGAUCCCAGCCCCCCCCGUACCCUUCCACAGCUCCCCCCAAAGCCAGGGGGCGCAGACCCUUGUGGGUUGGUAGCACAGGGUUGGGGAGCACCGAAUAACAGAGGGGCUGGGUCCUUCACUGGAGGGGGCUGGCUGGGCUGCACCCCUAUGAGCAGCUGAGCUCUCAGCCUUCCAGCUGCCCACGACAGGGGCUGUGCUGGACUCUGUUCUCUGGCCAGGGGGAUUUGGGACCACAGGUACUGGGGUGGAUGUUGGAGCAGUGCUGAGUACCCACCCUAGGCUGGAAUGCUGCCUGGUGCCCCCAGCCUGGCCAUGUGCCUUACUGCACUGCUCCCAGUCUGGGGGCUGCCCCAUACCUCUCCGGCCCCACCCAUCACUCAUCUCUGUGUUUAUUGUCCCCCAAUAAAUGGUUCUGGAGCACA
This is a messenger RNA of Pogoniulus pusillus (Red-fronted tinkerbird), 3183 nucleotides long. It is a transcript of the gene SLC5A6, whose product is annotated as solute carrier family 5 member 6. Gene Ontology annotation, cellular component: membrane. Gene Ontology annotation, biological process: biotin transport; pantothenate transmembrane transport; sodium ion transport. The record is from RefSeq and is a predicted model, not a curated record. Bases 864 to 2729 code for a protein of 621 amino acids. Gene Ontology annotation, molecular function: sodium-dependent multivitamin transmembrane transporter activity. The transcript has 16 exons. NCBI's taxonomy places the organism in Eukaryota, Metazoa, Chordata, Aves, Piciformes, Lybiidae.